This is a messenger RNA of Parasteatoda tepidariorum (common house spider), 2083 nucleotides long. RefSeq names its product sodium-coupled monocarboxylate transporter 1. Gene Ontology annotation, cellular component: membrane. Gene Ontology annotation, molecular function: symporter activity. Gene Ontology annotation, biological process: transmembrane transport; sodium ion transport. Lineage: Eukaryota; Metazoa; Arthropoda; Arachnida; Araneae; Theridiidae. The record is from RefSeq and is a predicted model, not a curated record.
UUCUUCUAAUUAGUGUCAUGGCUUUGGAGAGAGGCAUGCCUUUGCUUGAAUAAAAAUAGCUGUAAUUGAAAUUUAUCUUUCCUUAAAGAAUCCUUCGUUUUUGCUGACUUCUGAAUUAUUUUUUUAUUGUGAACAACACUCUUCCUCAAUUAUAGGACUUUUUCUUAAAUUUCGAGUAAGGAUUAUAUUUAGGGAGUAUAUAUUUCUCGCUACGGGAAAAAAAUGGUUGCCAAACAGUUUCUUGGCGUUGUUGAUUACAUCGUUAUUUGCAUUACAUUAUUGAUUUCUGUGGGUAUUGGAGUAAUUUCAAGGUUGCUUUCAAAUAACCAGAUGACAGCAAAAGAGUACAUGCUAGCUGGUAAACGAAUGACUAAACUCCCCGUUAUUCUUUCCAUAAUUGUUACCAUAAUAUCGCCUUCUACAAUAAUUGCGGUACCUGCUGAAGACUACAAGUAUGGAUUUGGCAUUACUGUUGGAGUUCUAACUCUUCCAAUUGGAAUGUUUUUAGCAUUAAAGAUUUUCAUACCAGUGUAUUUUCAAUGCGGAGUGUCAACAGUCUACGAAUUCCUGGAAAUGCGAUAUGGAAGUAUGAUAAGAUAUAUCAUUUCAGCAUUGUUCCUUGUACAAAUGAUAUUUGUCAUGGUUGUUUCUCUGUUUGGAUCAGUGCUAUCUCUCAGCGCUGUGACCGAUCUAUCUCUAGAAAUUUCGGUGAUUUCGCUUGGAGCUCUAUGUACUCUAUACUGCUCGUUGGGUGGUUUAAAAGCUGUUUUGUGGACUGACGUUUUUCAAGCAGCGCUUAUAUUUAUAUGCAUGGCAUCAUUGUACGUAGCAGGAAUUGGUGAUGCAGGAGGCAUCGCUAAAAUAUAUGAACAAGCAAAAGAAGGUCACAGAUUAGAUAUGUUUGAUCUUCGUUUAGAUUUAACGAACCGGCAUGAUUUCUGGGCAUGCGUAUUCAGGGGGAUUAUUUUUGGAAUUGGAUUUUAUGGGACAAACCAAGUUGAAGUUCAAAGGUUACUGAGUCUAAGCAAUAUCAAGAAAGCAAACAAGACAUUUCUAAUAACGAUUAUUCCUGCAUCGUUAUCAUUUCUUUCGUGCCAUGUUCUAGGCCUUAUUAUGUAUUCCGUGUAUUACCAUUGUGAUCCAGUUCUAAACAAAGAACAAUCUGGUGUCAGUAGAUACGACCAAAUUGUUCCAGAUUACAUGAUUAAAAAAUUCAGUUCUAUACCUGGUAUGACUGGUAUUUGUAUAGCAGGUCUUUUCAGCGCUUCACUGAGCACCAUUUCAUCGUGCCUGAAUUCCGCUGCUACUGUAACAGUUGUCGACUUCAUUAAACCUCUGUACAAGAGAGGAGAAAUUUCUGAUGUCAAAACAGUAUGGUUGGUAAAAAUAUUAUGUGUUGUUUAUGGUUGUGCAAGCAUUGGAUUAAGUUUCUGUUUCCUCGAAGUUAGAAGCCUUGUGCAACUCUUAAAUGUUAUGCUUAAUUCAUUAGAAGGACCUAUGUUGGCUGUAUUUCUAACAGGAGUUUUAACAAGGAAAGGAGGUGAUAAGAGUAUCUCUUUCUCUCUGAUUGUGGGUUACAUAGUAAUGACGUGGAUUGGGUUCGGAUCACUUAAUUCCAAAUAUGUCCAACCUCCAUUGCCACUUAGCAUUGAUAUGUGUCCAUCUAGGAAUGUUAGUUCUCAAACGGACAUUGCAUUUUUGGAAUGUACAACUACGGGAAAUUGUACAUCUAGUAUUUCCCAAACAGCAAAGCCAACAGAGGAUACUUUUUAUUUAUAUAAAAUAUCUUUCCUGUGGUAUUGUUUCAUUGGAUUUGUUCUAACUCAAGCUGUUAUUUUUAUCACCAUUCUUGCAACAGGCUGGAGAAAGAAUGUCAUUCCCGAAGACUCACUGUGCCUCAGUCCGGUUACUCGAAUUUGGAAUAAACCAAAAACUCCAAAUUUGAAUGAUGUUAAUAAAGAAAAUGAGAAAGACGAAAAUUAUGAUUUAACAUUUCGGAUGUAAAUUUGUGCUAUUUUAAUAUCCAUUUCAAGAAAUUAAUUUGUACAUUCCGGAGAAUAAAGAUUUUAGAAAUUAAGAGAAC